Ornithodoros turicata is the source of this 1357-nucleotide messenger RNA. Its product is annotated as acyl-CoA Delta-9 desaturase-like. Gene Ontology annotation, molecular function: iron ion binding; stearoyl-CoA 9-desaturase activity. Gene Ontology annotation, cellular component: endoplasmic reticulum membrane. Lineage: Eukaryota; Metazoa; Arthropoda; Arachnida; Ixodida; Argasidae. The transcript has 5 exons. Bases 161 to 1111 code for a protein of 316 amino acids. The record is from RefSeq and is a predicted model, not a curated record. Gene Ontology annotation, biological process: unsaturated fatty acid biosynthetic process.
CAUUCUUUUUGGAUUAACGCCAAUAGUGAGCCACAGCUGAAGGAGUAUAACUGUCGUGCCACCGCGGACCACACUGACAGUCGACACUCUGGAUACCUACCGCCAGCGCAGCAAUCUCAGGUUUUAAAUUCCGUUACCUGAACAGAGAAACUGCAUCACCAUGACGUCGCAGUCGGUGACCCAGACAUUGACAAAGACUGCUCCGAAGCAAGUCCCCACAAAGAUCGUAUGGCGGAAUGUCAUCCUAAUGGGAUACCUUCACCUCGCAUCAAUCUAUGGUUUUUACCUCAUCUUUACUGCAGCUAUGUGGCAGACAAUCCUUGCUGCUUACAUCCUGUACACUCUUUCUGGAUUGGGCAUAACAGCUGGUUCCCACCGUCUGUGGGCACACCGUUCUUACAAAGCCAAACUUCCGUACCGUAUCAUGGUGAUGAUCUUCCAGUCAAUGGCAUUCCAGAAUGAUAUCUUCGACUGGGCUCGUGACCACAGAGUCCACCACAAAUUUUCGGAGACCCCUGCUGACCCUCAUGAUGCGACACGAGGAUUCUUUUUCUCUCACAUUGGCUGGCUGUUGGUUCGUAAGCAUCCAGAUGUGCUCGCCAAAGGGAAAUCUAUUGACCUCAGCGACCUGCUUGCAGACCCUGUUGUGCGAUUCCAGAGGAAGUACUACCUGCCCUUGAUGAUUUCCAUAUGCUUUAUCCUCCCAACCAUCGGACCCUGGUACUUCUGGGGAGAAACCCUCUGGAAUUCCUUCUUCGUUUGUGCCCUCACUCGCUACUGCUUCACCCUCAACAUGACCUGGCUGGUGAACAGUGCUGCCCACAUGUGGGGCACUCGGCCCUACGACGACACCAUUAACCCACGGCAGAACCUCUUCACCAUUGUGGGCGCCCACGGUGAGGGAUUCCAUAAUUACCACCACACAUUCCCUUGGGACUACCGCACCAGCGAGCUGGGCAUGAAAAUCAACACGACGACGGCGUUCAUCAACUUCUUUGCUUGGCUCGGCCAAGUCUACGACAGAAAGACUGUGUCGCACAAUGUAGUGACCCAGAGGAUGCAGAGGACUGGCGACGGAUCUCGAGGCAUCACGGCCGGGGCUCGCGAAUAGUAGGAACAUGACGAUGUAUUCCAUUUUAAUUUCUCUCAGCCACCUUCCUAGGCAUUUUUUUCAAAGGGGUCUAGAAGCAUGGACAAUGGGCAUGAAUGAGUUGUUGGAAAGAACGGCGGUUCUGCGUGAGAGGUUAGAAAAAAAAAAUGUGAACUCUUAAAAUGAGAAUGGGAAGAUUUUUGUUUCGUUGUAUGUGCAUCAGAUGGUCUGCAAGCAGUAAAGAAGAAGAAAGAAAUCUGUGGCCUA